AUGAAAAAAAGGACAAGUUCAGAUUUAAGAAUUAUUCCCAAACUGCAUUAUAAAGAAGAUGAAAGCAUUGCGAACUUGGUUUUUACUAGGUCAUCAAUGGCUGAUUUUUCGAAAAAUCAGCUACGAUCUCCUCAACAUAUAAAAUCAACACAUAUUAGUCCUAAAAGUAUAAACCCAGAUGAGAUUAAAGAACUAAUUAAACUAGACAAGGAUAAAAAUGCUCCUAAAUUAUCGUUUGGCUUACCUACAAGAGAUGUCUCACAUUUAAAAGACAAACUGAAAUUUCCACCCCUAGAUAUACUUUUUUUAUUGAUAUUUUUUUUUAUUUAAUUAUUUAUAAAAUGUGAGCUAUUUAUAUUUAAAAAUAUAUGAAAAUAAUUCAAAAUGUGCUGCCAGUUGAAAUUGAGCAUUUAGAAAAGGUUAUAAAAAGCAGCGACCAAUAUGGCAUUUCUAAUUCGGUAAGCCCACAAGGACUUUUAAGUCCUCUUCAAUGCCGAAGAGAGCCUUGUGUAGAAAGAACACUGCUUACUCAUCAACAAGGAAAAGGAGGUGUAAAAAGUGAGCAUGACUCAAUAGAAAUUGAAAGAUAUAAUCUAGGAAACCCAACUGGAAGACAAGAUAUAGAAAAUUUAAGAAAAUGGCUACAGUGGAUGAAGGAGGGUGCAUGCGCUUUCCUUGACUUUUUGGUAGUGAGACAUUUUCUUUGCGAAUUGGGUCGAAGUUUUUUCCUCAUCAUCAGACAUUUUGAUCGAAAUUUGAUGGUUUUUCUAGUAAAUGGCUCACUAGCAAAAAAAGUCCCAAUCAAAUAGCAUUGAGCCGAUGAAGGAGACUUAUGUGCCUGAUUUUGAUUUUGAAUUACUUGAAAAUUCUGAUAGUAAAACUGUAAAAAACACCAAAUUGAUUUAUACCAUGUGCUUUCGGGAAAUUGCUAGACAAGUCUCAGUCCAGUGUAUAGAAAGAGGGGAAACGUUACAAGAAAUUUUUGAAAUUUUUUCAAAAAUUAAUGACAGAAAAACCAAAAAAUUAAAAAAAAUAAUAAAUGAGGCGCAGCAGAAUUUUAGCUGGAAAAGAGAAGAAAUGAAAAAUAAUUAUGAAAAUAUUAUCAAUAGAGAUGAAAAAAAGAUUGAAGAAUUGCAAAAGCUGGUCGAAAAAAAGGCAAAUUCAAAGAGAAUGGUCAAAGAAAAAGCUGAUUUUUAUUUAAAACAAUGAGAAUUAGCAAUGGAAAAGCUGAAGGAGGCUGAGGAUUUUAGAAGAAUUUAUAGUAAUUAUUAUCGAACUCUAUAUAUACAUAAAAUGGCGUAUGGCGACCUCCCGUCCUCCCAGUGACGGUAACCCGUGUAUAUCCAGGCAUGGUUUUCGGAAGAAGCGACUUAGCCCAGCAAUAUCUGGACCCUGAUGGUGACCAGGGAAGAACACAGACCCGUCUGAUCGUGGCCAGAUCCUAGGGCAGUUAGCAGCAUCUCCUUUUUCCAGCAGCGCCCAAGCCAGUGGGUGCCCGACAUGGAGCAGGGCGACUUACCUGCUCAAGCUGCUACUGUGGUCUGCCCCGAAUCGCGGAAGCGAUUGAGGAUUUUAUCAAGCGAAUAAGCUGGUAAAAGGGGAGGCAGAUUAGACGACUUAAAGGCGGUCUCUCCAGUUAAAAGGGUCCUUAAAUGGACGAUCUGGCCAACCGGAGACAAGACUGGCGUAACUCGGGGCGAAAGGCUGAGUUGGAAAUGGUGAUGCUCGGCAACGGUCGGCUGACGACCCAAUAGGGCAAUCACUACCGAGAAACCAGGGGUUUCGGCCUUGGCUCAGAGAACCAGUGAUGGAAGUCCAUCCUUUUCGCUCGUGCCAGCACGGCUCCUCACGGAGCGCGGAGGAAUGUCACGCAUGGAAGAAGGGACCUUAAAUACAUAUCGUUAAUUUAUUAAUUUAUUAUCGAACUCUGACUCCUAAAGCCAUGAAAAAGAGCAUAAGAAGGCAAAGGCUAAAAGAAAACAUUAAAAAAAAAUUUGAGAGCUCACAAGGAGAGUCAAAAGUCCCUGAAAACCAAGGAGCAUUCAGCCAAGAAGUAAGCGUUCUAUCAAAUAUAUAUGGAUCUGAGCAGCUUUCUCCACAAAAGUCACUAAUUGAUUUAGAAGAUGUCAAAGAAGAACCUCUAUUAAAGCUUCAGGAAGAAGACUCAGAACAUGAGGAAAUAGAAUGCGAAAAAUGCACUCAGACAGAAGAGCCAGAAAAUAAUGAAGAAAAUAAAUGAAUUGAAAUAGAAAUACAAACUGAAGAAAUUAAGGAGGAAAAUAAAGGGAAUAUUGAGGAAAAAGAAACACAGACUGAUUAUAUAGAAAUUGAAAACGAAGAAGAAAAUGUGCAGGAAGCACAGAUAUCAAUUAUGGAGAUUGAGGAAAAGGAGGAAGAGCCCAAUACUGAAAAAGAAGAGUCGGAAAGCCUCCCAAGCAGAGUUGAUACUAUUGAUUUUUCAUUAAAAGAAGAUUCAAAAAUAGAAGAGCUGGAAGAAAAACAGAGUGAAGAACCAAUAAUGAUUGAAGAUAAAUCUGUUUUAGAAACUAAAAAUGAAAAAGAAAAGCCAAUAAGGCUUACCCAGCCUAACAGACGAGAAAUUAAAAUCCCAAAAAACCAGAAGCCAAAAGAGAAAAAAUCCUUAUCAACUCAGCCUUCAGAAAUACAAUCCCCAAUGCUAGAAAAAAUAGUCCCAGAUUCACAAUUAAUCCCUGAAAAGUCAAGAAGAAUUAUUGCAUUAGACAAAUUGAUAGCUGAGAAAAAAGAAGCCGUAGAAGCUAUUAAUUUGCAAAUAAAAAAUAAAACCAAGUUGCUAGAAAAAAUAAAUGCAGAAAUCGAAAAUAAAGAAAAAAAUGAAAAUCAAGCAAAAAUGACAGAUAGACCACAGCGGCAGGCAACUGAAAAACAGAAAUAUUCAAUUGAGGAGCCAAGUAAAAUUCUUAAACUUAGACUUAAUUACACUAUGUCUUCGUCUCCUCCUUGCCUUGUCCGCCCAAUGCUGAAUGGGAAGGCUGUGGACUUCUAAGGUAUGCUGCUUGGGUUGAACUAAGAUUGUCUACACAAUAAUCCCAGAAAAUAGAAUUUCUGGCCAACUAUUGGGAAAAGUCUGGAGCGUAAUUCACAGUUUCACACAGAGACGUUGCCCGAAUGGUCUAGGCAUUGCUUAUUUACGCUGGUGGCCAUUCCUUUUCCAACUCUGAACCCGGAUUUUUCCUUGAGGUAAAAUCCAAUCCUGAAAGCGGACUUGGGCUAGGCUUAUAGAAUUGCUUGCCUAGCAUUGAUGUCGAUUUCUGGGUUAGCAAAGUCUUGACAGAUAUAAAUAAAAUGUACUCGAGGCUGCAAUCCCCAGCCGAGACGUCAUUUUAUUUAUAUGCCAAGUAAAAGAGCAUUAACAAUGAGAGAUGAAAGGAAGGUCCAAGACAGUGUCAAACCAUUAAAGGAGCCAGAUCCAAUUCCGCCUUCUUUGAAAUCAGCAUCUCCUGAGGAUUAUAGAUUUUUACCUUAAAAUAGCCCACAAAAAUAGCCUAAUAAUAGGCUAUUUAAGAUAAGUCACUAUAUAUAAUUGAGCCUGAAUUAAAAAUUUUGGUUCAUGAAGGCGCGGAUAUUCCAUCUUGGAAAGCUGGGUAUUCUGUUGGCUAUGAAAAAGGGAGACAUGAGGGAUUUUUAGAAGGCGAAAAGUUAGGAAUUGAAGAAGGGAUGUCUGCUAAUUACCUUAAUACCUCUUUUGCCAAAAAAAUUGAUAAUAAAUCUGACACUGGUGAAGAAGAUUUCUGGGAAGACAGUAAAGUAGAAAGCAACUCAGGGGUGGUCAGCAAGCAAGAAAGCUGUAUUUUAGAUGGAGAAAGCGACAUUGAAGGGCCUCUAUCCGAAAAAAGAGAAAGCAUUGAUGGACUUUUGACUGGAAAAAGAGAAAAUUAUGAUAAUCUUGAUGGACCUUUGACAGAUAAAAGAGGUAAUAUUGAUAAAGAACCGUUACUCCCCUUUAAAGCAGGUAAAACCAAUGAAAAAAGCCCUAUUUUGGGAAAAUGAAGAUUAAGGAAAUUUUAACUUAUAAUUUUUUAAAAUAAAAUAUCUUAUAGAUAAUUAAUACAAUUAUAAUGGAUCUCCAGCUAAUCAGACAGCUUGCUAUCUUAAACAUAAAUUUUAUAUUUUUCUUUGAAAUAACGAUUUUAAACCAUAUAUUUUUUAUAUAAAAACAAGAAUAAGCAGAAAAAUCUUGCUUGCCCAAAUAAAAAGAGCUAGAGACUAAUAUAAGUCUUGAAGAAAAGAUUAUAACUGCCCAAACCACUAGAGUAAAAACACGCAGUGGCUCUAUCUCUGAAAAUGAAGAAGAAGUCAAAUAUAAAUUACCCCGAGAUUUCAGUCCAAAAAAGCACGUUAAAUCAAAAACAAAAUUCAAAGAGUUCCAUUUUUCAAAAAAAUUAUGGCAGCAAUCAAAAAAGCCACAUCCAGCGAUAAAUUUGCUUGAAAGAUUUUUAGGGAAAAAAAUAGAUUGGAUAAAGAAAAAAGCGACAAUGAGCAAAAGAAUGGUAAAUCGUCUGACCAUUGCAAUUUGUACAACAUGUGCUAACAAGUUUAAAGUAGGAGAAACUGUGGAAAGUUUAAUAUGCUUGACCUAUGACGAUUUUAUCCAGAGAUAUGGGCUUAAGCAGGUUGCUGAAAAAAAAAUGCUUGAGUUUAUUGCUUCUUUAUUUAGCUAUUAUUCAGAGAGUAAAAGGGCGAUGAUGUUUUUAAGAUUUAUUUAAUAAAAAAUAAAUAAUAUAUUUUUAUUAUAGGAUUAAUAAAAAUGAACAAUUAAAGAAAUUAUUAUAUUAAUGCAAGUGAAAAAAUAGGUGCUAAAACUUAUUCAAAGCUCAGCUUUGAAUUUUAUGUACAAGCUCUUGAUUUUAUGCUUACGUCUAACGUAGGAGUUGUUAUUGGGCUUGAUGAUACUGAUGAUAAAAUUUUAUUACCAACAGUCAGAGGGAUAGAAUUUAUUAAUAAUCGCACUGAAAAUAGGCUAGCUAAAGAUGCUAUGGCAAGACUCUGCAUAAAGCUAGAAAAAAUGUCAGUGCCUGAUCCAAAUAAAAUUAAUGUCAGCUUGAUUGAUAUGGACAAAAUGCUGGAUUUAAUUAUAGAAACAUAUGAAGACUAUCUAUAUAGAAUAGAUCAAGGACUUUACAUCCUAUCUCAAGCCAUUAAAUAUGGUGAAGAUAAAGACCAUUUGCUUAAGAGCGAGUUUCAAAUGCUAGUUAGAAAUAUUUCCCCUAAUAAAGCUAUAUUAAAAAAAGAUGAAUUUUUAGAUGAAGGAAUAGAAGAUAUCCCUAUUUGUAAUAAUAGAAUUGAUAGGCAUGAUUUUAUUAUAUAAAAAUUAAUAAUUAUUGAAAAAUAGGUAUAUUUGUUUUGAUAUCCAGUUUAUUUAUAAUAAAUGCUUAGAAAGAAACUUGUUCAGCAUUGACGAUAUAAAAAUGUUUUAUAGGUUUAAUAGUAAUUUAACGCAUGAACAAGUCAGGAUGAAAAUUGAAGAAACAAAAGAAAAAAUCGAAAGGUCUUUGCAGAAUUUAGCUGAUGAUGUAGACAGAAAAAUAGUUACAUUUGAUAAAGCUACGUGGAGCGAGAAAUUAAAUGCAUGUGAAAGAAAUUACUUGCAAAGAGAUCCUAAUGAAACUUUAUUAGCAUGGAGCAUUUAUGAAAUAGAGCUGAAAAAAUUAGAAGAGAUAUAUAAAAAGGUUUAA
Messenger RNA from Blepharisma stoltei, 5714 nucleotides. The record is from the annotation of a GenBank genome assembly. NCBI's taxonomy places the organism in Eukaryota, Ciliophora, Heterotrichea, Heterotrichida, Blepharismidae.